AAAACUUGCCUCUUUGUGAAGAUGAGCCCACAACUGUUUCCUCCUGAGAAAGUUUUCUGGACCAGGAAAAAGAUCUCUUAAAUCAUCACGACUGAGGGUGUGGAUUAAAACCUCAUCUAUGUUGGCAGCUGUAAAGAGAGGUCAAAUAGUAAUAAACCUUUUAGAGUUGAAAAACUUGGACCUUAUAAAUUUAAUGGUAUUCAACUUGACAGGGCAAAUAAAAUCCAAAUUGUCCUCUUACUGUUUUAUCUCCCAGCUACAAAUAAAUAUAAAUAGAAUAAAAUUUUGACAUUUGGGUGUUUUGAGAUUACAUAAAUAGUUAAAAUUCAAAUUUGAAACCAAUGUCAGCAUGGACAACUUUAUUUUAUUAAAGACACUUAAACUUGACAUACCAUUUAGAACUGAUACUGUAACAUCAUCUAGUCCAUCCAUGAUUUCCGUGUGUCUUCCUUUUAACUGCGCCUUUAUCUGAGGGCAUGAAAAAAAACACGACAUUAAGCCAAGGCUCAAAAAAUCAUGCUCAGAAGUAUGUCAGACCAUUCAAACAGUACAACACCUUAUGGACUUUUCAAAUACAACACAUGUAUUUUCCUUCUGUAUACAGUGGACCCAGAGUGAUUGACAGGAGCCUCAACUAGUGCAGAAACUAAACUCUCAGCAUUUUCCUCCACAGCCUGCAUAGGUCCCUCAGCUAAGACAUGCACACCUGCCUCUGAUCUGCAUCUGCUGUUCCUACGUUCAUUAGUACCAAGUCUGUCUGCAUGUCCUGCUAAUUACAUCAAACAUGUACAUAUUUUAUGUGGAAAAUUAUAUUCAAACUUUUAACACCAUUGGUUAGUCAUGGUAAACAAAAAAAAAAAUCGCAUUGUAACGUAAAUUGCAGGACCAAACCUGUUAGCUAAUAUUAGCUAAGCAAGCUUAGCUAGCUGGCUUUUAGGCUACAGUGGCAAAAAACUUGUGGACGUAUUAUGAGAACUGAUAGUCCAUCCAUGGGUAAACUGAUUGCUGGACCAGGCUGCUGUUUUCCCAGUAGUACAAAAUUUUUAAAUCAAAUGCUGUAAAAGUUCUCCUUACCUCAGCAGAAUCCAGUCCAAGCCUGCUUCUUCGCUCCCCUUCAAACGGUUACAGGACAGACGUGACCACAUGAGGGCAGUCAGGGGGGAGUAGCGCCUGUAUGAGCCCGCCAACAACAGCUCAAAAGUGAUGUGAAGCAGUAAGGAAGGAGCUGCUACAGCAAGUGAAAAUCUCGUCAGAUGUGCAGCUGCAUUUACCAUCAGUGUCCGGGAAAGAUGUCACCUAUCCCAGAGGGGUGUCAACAGUAUUGUCUCUGGAGUCCAGCAGUAUCAAACUGCUCUUCUCAGUACCAUGAAGGACACCAUGAAGUCGCUCUUUCAAAGACAUUCAGACAAUAUGGAGCAGCUACAAGAGGCAGUAUUGGCAGAACUGGAAAAUUUUCAAGAUCCUUUCUCCAUGAUGGCUUCCACAUACAUUCAGGACAGCACAAUCCAGAGGCUUUUUAACCCAGUCAUACCAGAGGAGGUAGUUAUGUCUCAAAAGGUUUGCAGAGUUAACAAAGGACAGUCAAGAGUAAUUGCCAUCAAAAACAGAAGUUUUUACUAUAUACCCCUUAUUAGGAGCCUUGAACAGUUGUUGUCCAAUUCCAGGAUUUUUGCCAUGAUCAACACCGCACCUCAGAGUUGCCACAAAGAUGGGUUUUUGUAUGACAUUAUUGAUGGGAGCAUUUAUAAAUCCCAUCCACUGUUUUCAAAAGAACCUUCUGCUUUACAGAUAAUUUUGUAUGCUGAUGAAAUAGAGAUAUGCAAUCCUCUUGGGUCACAUGCUUCAGUAAAUAAAUUAUUCAUGUUUUAUUAUACUUUAGGAAACAUAGACCCCAAGUUUAGGUCAAAGCUUGCUGCAAUCAGACUCCUUGCUAUAGCAAAAGCUGAUGAUAUUGACAAAUGUGGUGUUGAUUUUGUAUUACAAAGGAUUAAUGAAGACUUAAAGUUGCUCUAUAAUGGUGUCAAAAUCCAAACACAGCGUGGUAGCAUGGAUUUAUUUGGUGCUGUAGUUUCGGUCUGUGGUGACACACUUGCCCAACAUGAGCUUGCUGGUUUCAAGGAAGGAGUUGGUUUUGCAUAUAGUAAGUGUAGGCAUUGUGAAUGUACCUUUGAUGAAAUGCAAAUUAAUUUUAAUGAACUAAGUUUUACUAAAAGGACAAUGAAAAAACAUAUUAAGCAGUGCUGUGAAAUAGAAAAGGCUUGCACAGACUUCUUGAAAUCAUCUCUCAAAACCACCUAUGGUAUAAACAGAAGAAGCAAGCUGAUUGAUUUCCCAGCCUUUGACCUCAUUCAACAAACACCACAGGAUAUAAUGCACAUCAUUCUUGAGGGUGUUGCACCCAUGGAAAUUAAGUGUGUGCUAAAACACCUUGUUCUCUCUGGACAGAUGGAGUUGGAUGUGUUCAAUUCUGCCAUGCAGAGUUUUCCUUUGUCACCAAUAGACAUACGUGACAAACCCUGCCCUAUCAGUGUCACUACCUUGGCAUCUAAUGACAAUAAACUGAAACAGUCCUCGGGGCAAAUGCUGAUACUGUUGAAGAUCAUGCCUUUUCUGCUCAACAGUAUAGAGAAAAAUGAAUAUGUUCAGUUUGUUUUGGACUUAAUUAAGAUUGUUCAGAUACUCUUUGCCCCUAUUUUAUCUGUACAAAGUGUGUUCAGACUGAAGAAUAUGAUUGAACAGCAUUUGAAACAGUUUAAGAAACUUUUUCCUGAGAAUAAUAUAAUACCUAAGCAACAUUACCUGUUGCAUCUCCCUGCUCAGAUUCUUCAUCUGGGGCCUGUGAUAAGGCACAUGUGUAUGAGAUUCGAAUCAAAGCACUGUUUUUUUAAACAAUGGGCAUCUAAAUUGAACUUCAGAAAUGUCUGUAAGUCACUUGUGAACCAUAAUCAGCUUUCUGAAUGCUGUCAAAAUGAAUUGGGCACUGAGCAUCCAAUAUUUGUACAUGAGAAGGAAUUGGGUCCUGUCUCUGAAGUGACAAAUCCUGAGUAUAUUGCAGCAAAGAUAAGAGAUUUUUUGGGGAUAGGUGGCAUACAACAUGGAGUCAAAGUAAAAUGGCUUAUUCUCAAUGGGAACAAGUACAUAAGUGAAAAGUCUCUAAUAAUCACCAGUGUGAGUGACACAGUUCCUGUUUUUGGACUUAUUAAAAACAUUUUUGUGGUAGACAGUUCAUUAUACUGUUUUGAAUACCAGCUUUAUGAGACUGUGGGCUUUAAUACAGAUUUUUUAGCAUAUAAAAUUGUAGUUCCUAAUCUCGCCCAAGCAACAGAGUUUAUAGAUGCUGAAAAGCUAGUUGAUCCUACAUCAUAUUAUCCAGUCAGUUUCAAAUGCAGUAUGUAUGUUCUGACAAAAUAUAACCUUGAUGAUGUCAUUGCACUUAAAAGUUGAAAUGAAACAGGGGAAGAUGUGCUGUGAUUUAUUGCCUAUGUUGUGGCUGUGGAUUCAUACUACAUAAAAUGUUACACUGCAGCUUUGUAAAUAUUGUAAAUAAAUGUGUUAAUGAUGGGCCAACAAAAGCCUAAGCGACUUAUUACUGAGAGGCCUUAAAAUAAGCUUUCGCAUCUAAAAAUGGUUGUGAAAUAUACAAUGUGACCUCAAACAGUGUCUCAGUGAUAUAAUUUAGCCUAAAAUGCAUGUAAAGUAACUAGUUUAAGGAUUUAGUAACUAAGUAAGAAAUAAAAGUAAUAUAUUCUAAAAACAAGUUUUAUAAUCUUACACAUUCAGCUCCUGCUUAGUAUAUCAC
Archocentrus centrarchus (flier cichlid) is the source of this 3799-nucleotide messenger RNA. RefSeq lists its product as uncharacterized. The record is from RefSeq and is a predicted model, not a curated record. Bases 1366 to 3444 code for a protein of 692 amino acids. Lineage: Eukaryota; Metazoa; Chordata; Actinopteri; Cichliformes; Cichlidae. The transcript has 4 exons.